AUUGACGUGUAUUCUAACCUCAAAUUAAUUUUUGAAAAAUUAUCGUAAAUUGUAAACAGAUCUGGCUAUAUUUUAGAAAUUAUUUAAUAAAAAUAUUGAUGAAAGUAAUGAAAACAACAAAUUUUAACAAUGACUUUCUUGUUCGACAGUACAGUGGUUUUUUCUUCACAAGUUCUUUUCUUCGUUGGGGCAUGGAUAUUUUUCAUGAAAAAAUUGUUUAAAGAUUAUGAAGUGCGUCAUGUAAUGGUUCAACUUAUUUUUAGUAUUACUCUUACAUUGUCCUGUACAAUGUUUGAGCUUAUUAUAUUUGAAAUUUUAGAUUUCCUCGAUUCUAGUUCUAGAUACUUUUAUUGGUACUUGAUGCUUUAUUUAUUACUAUUUGUUGUGAUAGUACUGAAUCCUUUUUAUAUUGGAUACUAUUGUAUCAGCAAUAUUAGAUAUGUAAGGCCUGAUUACAUAAAACAUCUUACACUGCUUACAUGGUUGAUUUUCCUAGCUAUCUUUUGGAAAAUUGGUGAUCCUUUCCCUAUAAAUCAUCCAAAUCAAAACUUUUUUAGCAUAGAAUCAUUGGUUUCUAGAAUUGGUGUUAUAGGUGUAACAGUUAUGGCAUUAUUGUCUGGUUUUGGUGCUGUGAAUUAUCCCUACUCAUCUAUGAAAUACUUUAUGAGAGAUGUGUCUGAAGCUGAUGUUUUGAAUAUUGAAAAAAGACUGAUACAAACAAUGGAUAUGAUAGUGAUUAGGAAGAAGAGAAUAGCCAUAAUAAAAAAACAAUAUUCACAAGAAAAAGUUAAUUCGGCUAGUAAAAAAGGAUUGUGGGGAAUGCUGUAUUCUGUAACUGGAACAAGGGAGAAUGAGAAUAUAAAUCAAUUAAAAUUAGAGAUUGAUGGUUUAGAAGAAGUUAGUAGGCAACUUUUCCUAGAGGCUCACGAAAAUCGUAAUAUGUUGGAAAGAAUUGAAUGGUCAAAAACUUGGAAAGGCAUAUAUUUCAAUUUUCUGGGAUAUAUUUUUUCUGGAUACUGUCUCUGGAAAAUAUUUAUUUGUACAAUAAAUAUUGUAUUUGACAGGGUUGGUAAAAAAGAUCCUGUAACUAGAGGAAUCGAAAUUGCAGUUCAUUGGAUGGGUUUUGAUUUUGAUGUGAAUUUUUGGUCUCAGCAAAUUUCUUUUUAUCUCGUUGGAUGUAUUGUUGUUACAUCUAUAAGAGGAUUAUUACUCACGUUAACAAAAUUUUUCAAUAGAAUGUCUUCUAGUAAGAGCUCCAAUAUUAUAGUUUUAGUAUUGGCACAAAUAAUGGGAAUGUAUUUUGUCUCAUCUGUACUACUUUUGAGAAUGAAUAUGCCAGUACAAUACAGAAUUAUAAUUACACAAGUUUUAGGUGCUUUACAAUUCAACUUCUAUCAUAGAUGGUUUGAUGUAAUUUUCCUAGUGAGUGCUUUAGGAAGCAUAGUGACUUUAUAUUUAGCACAUAAGCCACCUGUUAAAGAUAAUAUGAUAUAAUUUUUAUUACUAAAUUUUAUUGUUUAUUUAUAAAUAUACCUAAUUAUGACUAUUUAUUUUAUAUGAAGAAUAAAAUAAUUUUAGUUUUAAUUAAUUAAAUU
Messenger RNA from Sitophilus oryzae (rice weevil), 1595 nucleotides. It is a transcript of the gene GPHR, whose product is annotated as Golgi pH regulator. The record is from RefSeq and is a predicted model, not a curated record. Gene Ontology annotation, cellular component: Golgi cisterna membrane. Gene Ontology annotation, molecular function: voltage-gated monoatomic anion channel activity. The coding region runs from base 130 to 1494 and encodes 454 amino acids. Lineage: Eukaryota; Metazoa; Arthropoda; Insecta; Coleoptera; Curculionidae. Gene Ontology annotation, biological process: intracellular pH reduction. The transcript is spliced from 9 exons.